This is a messenger RNA of Desarmillaria tabescens, 1096 nucleotides long. RefSeq lists its product as uncharacterized. The record is from RefSeq and is a predicted model, not a curated record. The transcript has 6 exons. Lineage: Eukaryota; Fungi; Basidiomycota; Agaricomycetes; Agaricales; Physalacriaceae. The coding region runs from base 266 to 853 and encodes 195 amino acids.
CUCAGAACUUGUGCAUGAACGACGAAGCUAUACUGUUCCCGUCCUUGAUGACCGUCUUUCUUAUGGUUAUGCCGAUGCUGAAAUUAUCCUAUGAUUAUCGGGCCGAGUUCGCAAACAUGAAGCUAGCUGCAACAGAAAACUUAAAGAACCGUUCCAGAGAUUUCCUCGCCUUGUUCGGCCGAUCGGAUCCUCGAUCUGGAGAUAAACGAGUAAUGGCGGCGUGAUCUGGACUUGUGGCUCAACCACUGACCAACAUUUGAGCAUAAUGGCGACUUCAAACUCGGGUACAUCUAGCUCAGAAAUUUCGAAACUCCCGCGUCUUUCUGACGCAGUGACGUACUCAAGCUGUGAACUCGAUUCUUCAGAGGCAUUCCGGUUGAGCCAUCAGCCAUUUUUAACCAGUGUGGAAUAUAUGCUGCGUCCUCGAUACCAUCCUAACUGGCACCCUUCCUGGCUUCGGAAAGACGGAACGGAGAGAUGGAAAUUUCGGGCUUUAUUUGAAGAUCAACAUUUCCCCAUGUCGCCCGUCGUCCUGAAUGUUGUCAGAAUGAAAGAUAAGACCAAAGUCGUUCUCCGAAUUACUCGCUCAGACACUGAUGAGCUUACCAUAGCCAAGCGUCUGUCUGAACCCACGCUCCUGCAGGAUCCACGAAAUCAUACUGUUCCUAUCCUCGAUAUCAUACCGAUUCCUAGUGACAAAGAGAAGCGCGUUUUCAUGGUCAUGCCGAUGCUCAAAGACUCUUACUCCCCACCGUUCCAUUGCCUGUCCGAAUUUGUCAACACCUUUCGUCAGCUUCUAGACGGUCUCGAUUUUAUGCACAGCCUCAAUAUAACUCAUAUUGACAUGACCUGAGCUAUGAUGGCGUCCACUGGUCCCUUCCAACUCGUCUGCGAUGCCGCGUCAGACCCGUCCAAUAUUAUAUCGACUUUGAGAGCGCUAAGAAUACCCGGAAGGCAAGGAGAGUGCCUUUACGUUGCGGCGUGAAGAGUUCGCCGGAGUUCUCUCUUGGUCUUCCAUGCAAUCCGUUCAAAUUAUAACACUGGCACCACAUUCUUCAAACUUUGUGACGUGAGGAUCUAUUGAUGACUAUAUUUG